This is a messenger RNA of Tachysurus fulvidraco (yellow catfish), 1823 nucleotides long. RefSeq names its product chromogranin B (gene chgb). The record is from RefSeq and is a predicted model, not a curated record. The coding region runs from base 304 to 1791 and encodes 495 amino acids. Lineage: Eukaryota; Metazoa; Chordata; Actinopteri; Siluriformes; Bagridae. The transcript has 5 exons.
CUCAGUUACCGUUAUUUUCUCCAAGGCUUCAUUUUAUUUCAAGGAUCGAACGAGCUCAUGAAUAUUACAUGCCUGCGGGUUUUAACAGGCUACUGACGGAUAUAAAACGGGCUCCUGCGAGCGCUUCACCAGGCCGUGACGAUGGUCUUGGAGACUCCGCCCUCUCGCGCAGAGACCUGAUUGUUCCUGCGCUUUUCGAACAUAACGCGUCUCGCGCGCUCUGUAGUGUAGGCAGGAGCCUGGCUUUUUGUUUUUGGAAUUUCGGAUCCGGGCUUUCAUUAAGGUUGUAGAACAUUUUUUAUCAUGAAGCUUCUGUUUCUCUUUGUCGUGACUUUGUCCCUUUUGGCAGAAAGCAAGUCUUCACCACUGGAACAAGAUGGCAGGAAGAAAGACCCGCUCAUUCAGUGUUUGGUUGCAGUCCUUACUAAGGUAGUAUCCAUACCAGGUGGCACAUCUCUGCAACCAGAAUGUAAAGACAUUCUUCAAAAGCAAGAUUCCAGGCAUGCUCUGCUUAUGAAAAUGAAUGAAGAAACUAUUCAGCCAGAACAAGAUGACAAAAGUCAAGAAAGGGAAUCAAAUGCCAGGGCAGAAGAAAUCAUGAAUGAACUUCUCAAGACAAAUGCAGAAAAGCGUGAAGACACAGAUGAAGAGCGGAGCCAGGAAGAAUUUCCAAAUUAUUAUAAAAGACACUAUAUUUUAACAAGCAAAGAAAAACGUGAAGACCCAGAUUAUGAUAGAAGCCAAGAAGAAUUCCCUCAAAAAAGAUACAGUUUAUUUUCCACAAAAGAGAAACGUGAGUAUCAGGACAAUGAGCGAAGCCAAGAAGAAUUUCCAACUUAUGAGCACAAAAGGCACCUUGUAAUGACCAGCAAGGAAAGGCGUGAUGAUCCUGACUAUGAUCGAAGCCAAGAAGACUUCCCAAGCUAUAUUUACAAAAGGUACCAUGAUGAAGACAAGGGGACAGAAAAGCAACUAUGGAGACCUCACAAAUACUAUUACAAACGGUAUGAUGCUACAUCAAAUGAUGAUUUUGUACAACUUAACUCUCAAGAGAAGAGGUUUGUAGAAGAAGAGAAUGCCAAACAAUACUGGGAUCCAAUCCAACAAUUCUACCACAAGAAACACCACAAACAUGAUGGUGAUUCCUCUAAUGAAGAAAUGGAGAGUGAGGAGAACGAUAAAAGGGUCUCAUGGACCAGAGGGUUAGAGGAGGGGUCAGAAGAAAGUGAAGAGAGGGAGAAAAGAAUCUGGAAGCCAAGCUAUAAAGACCAAAACAUCAAGUUUUUUCACAAACAGGGUAAAUUUGAGAAUGAAAAUGAUGCAAACCUCCACCACUCACAGGAGACUUCCAAGCGCCUUUCACCUGAGGAAGAAGAGCUAAAUGAAAACAAGCACCCUUAUGACACCCAAGAGGAGCAGAAAAGGCACCACAUUGAUGCUGAAGAAAAGCAGCAGGAGAAAGAGGCAGAGAUGAGAUACUUGACCAAGAAACAAAAUGAACGUCUACUGAAAGAUGGUGAGGUUUAUGACAAGCGCAAUCCCUGGAUUUACAGAGGAUACUAUCAUCCAGCCUGGUAUAAGCGGAGUGCUGAGGGAAACAAAGGUCUUGUCGGUCCCUCAAAGAAACUGGAGGAGCUUGCCAAUGCAUUGCGAUACAAGAUGGGUCUACUGUCUGAAAAGGAGUCAAAAGAAGGGAAAAAGUCUUACCUCCACCAGAGGGCUCUUACUUCAGAAGAGCUGAAAGAACUGGAGAAACUUGCCUCUGUGGAGCAACGUGCACAAAUUAACUAGUCUUGGUUGAAACGAGAAGUAAACCAAGCAUA